Cantharellus anzutake is the source of this 1051-nucleotide messenger RNA. RefSeq lists its product as uncharacterized. The record is from RefSeq and is a predicted model, not a curated record. The transcript has a single exon. Bases 103 to 687 code for a protein of 194 amino acids. Lineage: Eukaryota; Fungi; Basidiomycota; Agaricomycetes; Cantharellales; Hydnaceae.
UGGUUAUACCCCGGUUAUACCCUUUUUUUGCCUCAGCUUGCUGACAUACGAUUUUAGCUCAUCACGCUUGCCGACAGCUGAACGCUGGAAACCUCCUUGUUCAUGUCCACGUGCUUUACAACCUGGCUUAUCCGAUCUCCCCCUCGACACCAAGUGCACUCUCCCCUCUCCGUACUCUUGCACUACACCAUGUCGUCUUCUCCCAACUUAGCGUUUUUUCACGGUUCGUGGCCAUUAAUUUUCCUAACCAAUGACGGGGUUUCCAAUUACCAUCUCACCAAAGAAACGAUAGCUCACGGCCUGUAUGACUUCUCAUUGACGAUCAACGAUCAACGGAUUUUGCUCUUACGCCACAUUCUCUGUGCUCAUUGCUAUUCCAGCUGUCUAGAUGCGUGUGUUGCUCACCGCUCUCAAUAUCCUUCGCGUGAUCUCUUUUGCCGCGCUCUGUUUGAGUACCUCCUGUCUUCUCAUGCUUCGCACGCUCUUCGUUACUCCGUGUGCAUCGCUCUUUAUGCUAUCGACCCUAAUCAAUCGCUCCCCUCUUUCGAUGCCUGCCGUGAGUUUUUGCUAGGUUUCAAUAACAUCCACCAACAAUUCCCCAAUUUCACGCUGGCGUUAUCUGAUAAGUCCGCGGAAGAUACUUUUAGAGGACCUCUUGCACAGAUCGCGAAAACUGCUACGGAAUAGCGGGAAUAUUCCUCGCGUUCGAUCUUUCUCCCUGAGACAUGAUGGAUACUGAAUGUCAUGGGCAUAUUUCCGAUCUGGUCUGCGUGGGGUUCGGCCCCGCCGCCCUGGCCCUUGCAAUAGCUUUCCUUGAAAAGAAACGCGCAUAUAUCGUAUGUGAAGUGCGCUCUUACACAUCAUACACACUCCAAAGUCCAAGCAUUAGGCACGAGGAAAACCACUACCCCUAGAUACCAUAACAUUCAUAGAAAAAAGCUCGUCAUUUCAGUGGCAUCCGGGCAUGCUCCUGCCAGGCGCAAGCAUGCAAAUCAGGCGAGUCUUGUGAACCUUUUUCUCCUUUCAUGGCGAAAUUUACAGACCACAGCUU